Molecule: messenger RNA, 1387 nt
Organism: Rhipicephalus sanguineus (brown dog tick)
Lineage: Eukaryota; Metazoa; Arthropoda; Arachnida; Ixodida; Ixodidae
Gene: Sc2
Product: probable very-long-chain enoyl-CoA reductase art-1
Exons: 12
Coding region: 184-1098 (304 amino acids)
Biological process (GO): very long-chain fatty acid biosynthetic process
Molecular function (GO): oxidoreductase activity, acting on the CH-CH group of donors
Source: RefSeq, a predicted model, not a curated record
CGCUUUGCCCUUUGCCGACUUCUCUCACAUCACUCCCCAUCGCCUCGACGGCUGGCUGCCUGCCGCCCGCUUCUACUCCUUCCACCGACGACUUGACGCGGCGGCUAGUUUCCUCCAAGAGCAUCCCUUCGUUUAUCAUUUCACCCUUCGUCUUCUCGUCAUCGUCCUCACAGGACCACCAACAUGGAGAUCGAGGUUGUUACAGCCAGUUCGAACAAGCAGCUCGCCAAGCUUCACGGGCUGAACCAAAGUACAACAAUUUUGGAUGUCAAGAAACAGCUGCACCGUCUGAAGCCAAAGCUUUACCCUGACAGGCAGUGCAUCAAGAGUGACCCAAAGUCGAAAGCACUGAAAGACGAGUGCACUCUUGGAGACCUCAGGCUUCAGUCUGGUGACCGGCUGUACUUCAAGGACCUGGGCCCACAGAUCGGUUGGAAGACAGUGUUCUUGGUGGAGUACUUUGGACCCUUGGCCCUUUACCUGCUUACUGUUUCUCGGCCGUCGUGGAUUUACGGGCAGUACGCGUCGCGUCACAACAUGGAUGUUGCCGUCAAAAUUGCAGCUGGAUGCUGGUCACUCCACUACGUGAAGCGGCUACUGGAGACCCUCUUCGUGCAUCGCUUCUCACACGGCACCAUGCCCAUCACGAACCUCUUCAAGAACUGCUCCUACUACUGGCUGUUUGGUCUGUACAUUGGAUACUACGUCAACCACCCCCUGUACACCCCACCAGCGCUCGGACCCGUGCAGGUCUAUGGUGGCCUGGCUGCGUUUUUGUUUGCUGAGCUUGGCAACUUGAGCAUCCACCUUGCCCUGAGGAACCUCAGGCCCGCUGGCACCAAGGAGCGCCGCAUCCCGGUGCCAACGAGCAACCCGUUCACCCUGCUGUUUGAGUUUGUCUCCUGUCCCAACUACACGUAUGAGGUCAUGGCAUGGCUCUCAUUCACAUUCAUGACCCAGUGCUUGCCCGCUGGACUGUUCACGCUGGCCGGCUUCUACCAAAUGACGGUCUGGGCUUUGGGCAAGCACCGUCAGUACAAGGCAGAGUUCCCCAACUACCCGCGCCAGCGCAAGGCCAUCGUGCCUUUCCUCAUCUGAUGAGCAAACUCUCGUUUUAUGUUUCUUCUCUCUCGUCAAGUGCGCGUCUUCAUGUUUCGUGGGUUCUCUCCAUCGUUCUUUCUUCUCUCCGUGGUGGUCUUUCGUCUGUCUCAUCCCGUCUAAUAUAAUGUGCACACACCGUCGUCUUGUGUCCCCCGCUUUUUCUACUCCAAGACAACAUUCCGGUGGCCAAGUAUCAAGGACCAAGAAAUACUCGACCCAAGUCGUACGAUUUCUGUUCCAGUACUUCUGUGGGAAUGUCAAUAAAAGUAUUUCAUCAUCCACAAAA